Messenger RNA from Oncorhynchus masou masou (cherry salmon), 1179 nucleotides. RefSeq lists its product as uncharacterized. NCBI's taxonomy places the organism in Eukaryota, Metazoa, Chordata, Actinopteri, Salmoniformes, Salmonidae. The record is from RefSeq and is a predicted model, not a curated record. The coding region runs from base 13 to 756 and encodes 247 amino acids. The transcript is spliced from 6 exons.
UGCCAGAGGCAGAUGGAGGAGGCAGUGUGGCUGUGGCUGGAGGGUCGCAGAGUGACCAGAGCCUUCCAACUGUGGCUCAGAGUCCACCAUUGCCACCAAGAGGCCUCACGGCUGGGACAGGCUCACCUAAUGCGCAGGUCUUUUCGGGUCUGGCGAAGGGUAGUGACGGAGAGCCUGUCAACUUUUCAGAUGGCGGAGUCACGGCUACACACCCACCAGACCCAAUCAGCUUUCAGUAUCUGGAGGAGGCGCACCGUGUCCCAUAAUCUCUUAAGUGACCUGGUCCAGAGAACAAAAUCCAGGCAGAGUCGUCGUCUGCUGAGAUCAUCACUCCACACCUGGCACCAAGAGGUCCAGUUGCGUAAAAGACGAUCUCUACACCUCUCACAGAAGUACUUUGCCUGUUGGGUGAACAGAAUUGGCAUCAGACACAUUGAAAGGAAGAAUCAGUUGGAGGCUAGACUGAGGGAGUGUCUACGGCGGUGGCGUUUAGGUGUGCUGCUGAAAAGAGCUCGGAGGAGACUCACCCAGGUGUUGUGGGUCAGCUGGAGAGACCAGACCGCUGCUGCACUCCUACUCAAGACCCUGCACACUGACCGACUGAGGCAGGGGGCGUGGCUGACAUGGAGGAAGAGACGCAUCAGAACCCGGGUGUCUGAGACCUUUGCCGCGCAACUGGACCAAGCCCUCAUUGCGCAGGUGUUCAACAUGUGGCGGCAGAAGCAUGCUAUUCGCUCCACAGCGACCGACACGUGACCUACAGUAUAGGGAGAAGUAGCUGUCCUCUGCUCCGUCAACCCUUCACCUCUCCCCCCAACUCCUAGCCCCUAUAUGGUAGGGGAGAUCACGAGUAGUGUGUGGCUUUUCACCAUACUACCAGUACAGCACUUCAUAUUUCAAAAUAGAGGUUCACCUUUUGGUUUCUUGGGUCAAUGUCAUCUGGCAACAGUCAUUGCUCACAUUUCAAAUGUAUUGUUUUGAAAACAUGUGCCAACCACUCAUAGAUGUUGGCUUUUACCUCCUUUGAAUGCUCUUAGACACUAGUGUAGGGAAACUACUAAGAACAGCUUUGAGACAUAAUAGAUACACUGUUCAUAUUUCACACUAUUAACCCUGGAAAGCAGCACACUGUGCGUGAGUGCCACUAUUAGAACUAAUUUAACUCCAGUAUUUGAAAUU